Molecule: messenger RNA, 1329 nt
Organism: Spinacia oleracea (spinach)
Lineage: Eukaryota; Viridiplantae; Streptophyta; Magnoliopsida; Caryophyllales; Amaranthaceae
Exons: 1
Coding region: 135-1085 (316 amino acids)
Biological process (GO): shoot system development; root development
Source: RefSeq, a predicted model, not a curated record
ACCCCCCUCCAUCCUCUAAACAUUUCCACAAAACAAACUUCCUCCAUUUUUUUUCUUCUAAAUAACACAAAACUAAACAAAACACCUUCAAUUCUUUGAACAAAUUCAAUACCCUUCAAAAGAAAGCCAUUAUUAUGGGAAGAUACCGUCGUACAGUUUCGUUUCCGAACCCGCCCACGCCGCACAUCCGCCCCGCUGCUAAAGGCUACCACGUCCGGUCUGCCUCCCUCCCCUGCAUUCGAUCCCACCCGUUGAUCCCUCAGCUCCGAGACGAGGUUAACGAGCUUCGGGCAUGGGAACGGGCCCAAUCCGGGCCUGGAUCGGGCUCCAUUGUAGACGGGUUGGCCCGUUUGAAGGGUGUCUUAGACUCCCUUGACGAUGUCCUCCAGCUGCCCCUGACACAGGACUCUCUUUCUAACAAAACCAACGUCGUUGAGAAGCUUCUAGAAGAUUUUCUCCGGUUUGUAGACGUGUAUGGUAUAUUCCGGGCCUCAAUGUUGGGCCUAAAGGAGGAAGUUUCCGCUGCACAAGUUGCCCUCCGUAGGAAGGAUGACUCCAAGAUUGGCCUAUUCAUCAAGGCCCAAAAGAAAAUAGCUACUGAAGUUGGCAAGCUAAUCACCGCCAUCGGCUCAGUCCCGGAACAACCACCCGUCAGCCCCUCCGUCGUUGCGGUGUCCGACUACGACGACGAGCUCGGUUAUGUGAUCAGGGACGUGAACCGGCUAACGGCUUCCGUUUCCGAGGCCGUCUUCGUGUCGGUUUCGGGCUUUUCGGGCCGAAGGCCCACAUGGGCUAGCUUUGGGCUCGGGAGGAAGGCAAGAAAGGAAGAACAAGGGUUGAUUGAGGAGUUUCAAAAGGUGAUAGGAGGAGUGGAAAAUUGGUUAGAGUUGAGAAAAAAUAAUAAUAAGAAGAAAAAUAGUAGUAAUACUAAUAAUAAUGAGGAGGAAGUAAUGAGAAUGGGAUUGUUAAAGGGAAUGCAAGAAUUGGAGGAUUGUAUUGGAGAACUAGAAAGAGAGAGUGAAAGAGUGUUUAGGAGUUUGAUUAGCACAAGAGUUUCACUCCUAAACAUCCUAACUCAUGCAUAGAAACAUCUCUUACACGAUUCUUUGAAAUUGAAAUUUGACUCUAGUAACUAAUUUUUUUGUUUCCCCCCUUUAUUUUUUUGGAGUGUAAGAAAGUUAAAAAGGAUCAAAAAUCAAAGAGAUGCAUGAAAAAGAAUUGAUGAAUAUUUUUUUUCUUCUAUUUUCCCACUUGUAUAGUCAUUCUUUAUGUACAUGAUCACAUAGAUAUAAUUAAUGCAUAUAAAUAUUAAUUCUCCAAUUAUCGUUC